AUGGACGACGAUCAGCAAGAGCAUGUAGCGGACGCGAGUCUGCUACUUCCACGGGAUGUUGGAGGUGUUCUGCAAGUCCCGCGUGGAAGCUCUUUGAUCUCGCUUCACCAACUUGGUUCAUCGGACAACGGCAGCAUCAUGGUGUCUCCAAGCAAUGCCGGACGGAAGAGGAAGAGAAUGAGUGUCCCCAAUCCAGCUGGAGAUGGACCGCCCAAGAAGAUCAAGAACGUCUCUGCUGACCAAGGCUCUCUUGAUUUUGGCUCUUUGCCAGCUUCUCAUCACGAUGUGUCGUUGCAACUCCCAGCGGAGGUGUGGCAGCAUAUCUUCUCCUUCCUGCCGCCGCAUACGCUUGGAACCCUGCUGCGGGUCAACAAGUUGUUCAAUAAGUAUCUCGAUCCUGCAUCCCCAUUCACGAUUUCUGCUCCAGAGUUUCGCGUGCCUUCCAUAGUACCUGCGCUUCUCCCCGACGCCAUAUGGCGGGCGUCAAGAUGUCUCUUUUGGCCAAGGAUGCCUGCACCCCUCUCAGGGAAAUCUGAUCUAGACAUGUGGCGGUUUGCCUGCUCACGGUCUUGCCAAAUAUGUGGCCAGAUAGAUGAGACUAAUGUCGCCUGGGAAUCCUUACCGUGGCGGCGUGGGCCUGGCAACAACACUGUUUCGCCGAUAUUUGUUUUCUUCGUCAACUCUUGUGGGAAAUGUUUGGCUGAGACAAGCGUCAAAGAAGUUGAUGUGCUGUUGUCAACAUCCAUACCUUCAGUUCUUAUACCCGGACUUCCUAUGGCCUUUUUGACUCCUGAUCUCAACGUAGUCUAUACACAGUCGAUAAAAACUACCCAAGUGCCUACUUCUGUUCCGCUAACGAGAACAUAUUGGCCCACCCAAGUGGAGAGUCUUCGAUUAGAAUUUGAAGAUGUCAAGCGAUUUGGUCCUGCGGCGGCUGAAGAAUGGAUUAAGGGUCUAGAGGCUCGUGGCGCAGACACCAUUCAUAAAGCAUUACGAUGGGAGAAGUAUUAUUUGGCUGGAGGAGUUAGCCAGAUGCUCAUCCGCUCCUCUUCAACUCCGCCACAGCCCACUACCCGUGGCGCGCUCAAGAACUAUGAAGCCACCACUCGCCCAAUGCGACGAGCUCGAGAGGUAACAGAAGAACUAAAAUCCCAGAGACGAGCGGAUAUAGAAUGCCGAGCAAAGCGGCUUCAGCCUCCCAUACCUCCAGAUGUUCUGGUCGAUCUUCCAUCUUUCCAGAUCUCUUUAGAGAAAGCUGAGCCCUUUCGCGAUGAAGAGUGGAAUAAUCUAAAACAACAGCUCAUGUCUCAGUAUAAAAAGGUGAGAAGAGCGGAGAGAAAAAGUGCGGCAGCUGCUAAGGGUUCCGAAAAACACCAAGCCAACAGUACAGCCAAGAAAAGCACAGAGACUGCGCUUCAAGGCGAGCAUGAUGCUGAAACACUUGCAAAGAUUCGCAUAACAACCCUCACGGACCAAUUCAUCGGCGAUCAUUUGAGCGAAGGCCAAAGUGUUGAGCAGAAUGAUUAUGCUCAAUUCACCAUCGAUCUGCUGGCCUAUGUUCACAAACAUUACUAUGCGGAGUUCUCGAAAAAGAAUACCACUUCUUUGGCGCCAAAGCUGACUUUGGGCGACAUGGUGUGGAUAUUUGAUCACAAAGUUAGGCGAGUACUUAAAGAUACUGAUGAGGACCUUUUCUCUUGCAAAAGAUGCCUAAAAUCCAGAAAACGAUUUGGUUUCAACGCUUUUAUCCAACACUACCUUUCGAAGCACGCUCCGAAGCCUGGCCAGAAAGGGAAGAAAAUGCGUGACCGUUUGAGAGUUGAAUGGCCCGGAGAGAUUCCAUUCGGAUCAUCUCCGAUCCAGCAAGUGUCUAAUGUUGACUCCAAGUCGCCUUCCUCUCAGACUACAGAGGUAGACGAUGCAUACAAGCCGAGAAUCGAUGCCAUGGCAAAAGCUAUAAAAAGCGUGUGGAAGAUCAUGAAACACGUCGAAAACAUGUCCUUCUCGGUCAAGAUAUUUGUCUCAAUCUACCACGUCGCUAAAGUUUUACAAGAAGAUGAUCCGGAACUUGUGUCCCUCGACACAUUCGUGCACGUCUUGAAUCACUUCAAAUCUUCUUCUGCCCUUGCCACCUACCAUGGCUUAACAUGCAAAAUUUGCAUGUUGUCGCAGGCGCGAGAUGAAGACGAGAAGGGUUUAUUUACGCUUCCUGGUUUAGCCAAGCACUUCCAUGACGUCCAUGAGAAAGGGAGGACUUCGCUGACAGAUUGGCGCGUUGAUUUGAUCUCGAUCCCGGACUUGCAGAUUUCCCAAGACCUGCGAGCAAAAGUUUGGGAGAGCAAACGCGCUUUUAAACUAACUUCAGAGGCUUUGCCAUGGCUAUUUACAAGUAAGGGAGAAACAAGCCAAGAUUGCCCCUUACCAACCUCGUCGAACGCUCUCAACAAAGGCUUGGAGGCAGGGGAUGCAGCUUCUGGGCAGAAAAUCUAUCAGCGCGAUGAAAACUUACACGGAGAUGUACCGAGACUUCUGCCAGCCAGUGUUGUCUACGACAGAUCAGACACAAUUCAAAAGCAAGCAAGAUAUGAUUCUGUUGUCGCUGGGGCGGCGGGCAUAAGUAAGAGAAUGCCUCAGAUUUACGAACCGUUUGAUAGAGUAAGAGCACAUCGCACGGCCACCGAGGGCAGCUCAGUUUGGGGAUCGUCUCGCACCAACUCACAGACUUUUAGCCCUAGAGAAGGUGGGCCAGAGUCAGGAAGACAUUGGAGCUCUUUCCACCCACAUGUUGAGCACGACACUCAAGUGGUAGAAGAGCCAGACGAAUAUCCCUACUAUCCGGAUAUGGAGAUUCAAAGGGCACAGAGCCACAUAGAAUUUGGAAACGGACUGGAUGGCAGUUACUAUAUUCCCAGUGGCCACCACCAGCCGAUUCCUUCCGCACGCCUCUACCACUAUGGUGGAUCUGUUUCAUCAUAUGAUAGACAUGAUAGAGUUGACGCACGCCAUGCGUCGAAUGGCUAUUAUACGCAACAUCCAGCUAUGAUGCGGGAGUACAGAGUUAUUCCAACUGCAGAACGUUUCGAUUAUACCCAUCCAGAACCGCACAGAAGUAUUGCCCCACAACGAGCAUAUGGUUCUUAUGCUUCACGAUAUGCAUUGGCCAAUAGAAGGCCAGGAAUUUGA
This is a messenger RNA of Trichoderma gamsii, 3183 nucleotides long. RefSeq lists its product as hypothetical. Bases 1 to 3183 code for a protein of 1060 amino acids. The transcript has 2 exons. Gene Ontology annotation, molecular function: protein binding. The record is from RefSeq and is a predicted model, not a curated record. Lineage: Eukaryota; Fungi; Ascomycota; Sordariomycetes; Hypocreales; Hypocreaceae.